AAAAAGUGUUUUUCCAUUCAUCUUCUUCUCCCCCCCCUCUCUCACUGUGAUUUCUCUCUCCACCGGCCCGACGACCCGGCGACUGCUUUUCUUUCGUCUUCAUUCACCAACUCUUUAUUUCUUGACGCCAAAAGUUCUUGACUUUCUAUUUGUGUUCCUGUGUGCUGAUUGAUGAAAGAAAAACACAUCAAAAUGCGAGUGUGAAGUCAAAGGCAGAGGAUAAGAGCUGAUGAUAAAUGGCUUUUCACGACCAUCUACCUCAAGAACUGGCUUUUCAGCCUUUCACGGACGAGCAACAGUUAAGUCAAAACAGGGACAUGCAGAGGAUGAUGCCGUUCUCAGCCGCCGCUGCAGGGGGAGGACCGGCCCCGACAUGGCUGGUGAAUAGCGCUGGAUCUCUCCGGCAGCAGAAUUUCCUCCACUUGCAGCCCGACUCGGCCGAUGAUGUUCGGGGGAGUAUGAUGACGUCGGACAGGAGCAACGAUCGCGAGGGCGGCGAUCGGAGCCGGGCCGACGGCAAUUGUGAAUCUGAGGAUUUGGCAGAAUACAAAGCUGACAUUUUGGGACAUCCCCUUUACGACCAGCUCUUGUCGGCUCAUGUGUCGUGUUUAAGGAUUGCCACUCCGGUGGACCAGCUUCCUAGGAUCGACGCUCAGCUUCAACAGUCACAGCGCGUGCUUGAAAAAUACUCUGGUCUCGGAAAUGGGGUCGUCGACGAGAAGGAGCUUGACCAGUUCAUGACGCAUUAUGUUCUAUUGCUCUGUGCUUUCAAAGAACAACUGCAACAACAUGUCCGAGUUCAUGCCAUGGAAGCAGUGAUGGCUUGUUGGGAGCUUGAGCAGUCUCUUCAGAGCUUGACUGGUGUGUCUCCGGGAGAAGGGACAGGAGCAACAAUGUCGGACGAUGAAGAUGAGCAGGUUGAGAGUAAUGCUAACCUUUACGAAGGUGGUCUUGAUGGAGCUGACAGCCUCGGAUUUGGUCCUCUUGUUCCCACUGAAACUGAAAGAUCUUUGAUGGAGCGUGUGAGACUGGAGUUGAAGCAUGAAUUAAAGCAGGGUUACAAGGAGAAGAUUGUGGACAUACGUGAGGAGAUUCUGAGAAAGAGGCGUGCCGGGAAGCUGCCCGGGGACACAACCUCGCUUUUGAAAGCUUGGUGGCAAUCACAUUCCAAAUGGCCUUAUCCUACUGAGGAAGACAAAGCAAGGUUGGUUCAAGAAACAGGCUUGCAAUUAAAGCAAAUAAAUAACUGGUUUAUUAAUCAAAGGAAAAGGAACUGGCACACUAAUCCCUCAUCAUCUAGCUCCUCUAAAAGCAAGCGCAAGAGUAAUGCAGGAGAAACCAGUAACCAGAGCUUCAUGUGAAGGAAUGAAAAUAUUUUGAAGAUAUAUAAUUGUUCGUUAGGAUUGAUGGGAUGCGUUUGAGAUGGAGUAGUCAGCAAGAACCUGAGACGAUGAAGAUAUGAUUCUGGGAAUGAAGGGGAAUUCAAUGAUAAAAUAUUAUAUUUAACCCAAAAUCUAAUACUAUUUACAGAAAGCAUCAGUGAUUGUUGUAUAUGAGGCUGCUACUCGAUACCUGAUAUAAUAUGGUACAAGCUUGCACAUCCUAUUCCAUUCGAUGGGUAUCUUUGGAGAAGCAUGCUGAUACCUGCAUGUUGUUUUUACUGUGUUACACACGAAAUUUGGGGUAAAAAAGAAACUUUUUCGCUGCAA
This is a messenger RNA of Prosopis cineraria, 1709 nucleotides long. RefSeq names its product homeobox protein knotted-1-like 3. NCBI's taxonomy places the organism in Eukaryota, Viridiplantae, Streptophyta, Magnoliopsida, Fabales, Fabaceae. The transcript is spliced from 6 exons. The record is from RefSeq and is a predicted model, not a curated record. Gene Ontology annotation, molecular function: DNA binding. Gene Ontology annotation, biological process: regulation of DNA-templated transcription. Gene Ontology annotation, cellular component: nucleus. Bases 237 to 1361 code for a protein of 374 amino acids.